GAAAGUGCGAAGAUCCUGAAACAUGGAUACAAUCAAUAAAGAAACAAAUGAAAAUGGAAUCAAUAAAGAACUGAAUAAGACGAGUUCUCUCGAGGAAUUCUACGCCGGUAGUGGAAUUCUUGUGACAGGAGCAACCGGUUUCGUUGGGAAAGGUCUCCUGGAAAAACUGAUCCGCAUAUGUCCACGCAUCGCUGCCAUUUUUAUACUAAUUCGUCCAAAAACUACCGAAACGAUAGAACAACGAUUUAAGAAGCUCAUAGAUGAUCCCAUUUACGAUGACAUCAAAGCAAAACACCCUUCAGCUUUGAACAAGGUUUAUCCCGUAAAUGGUGACGUGAGUCUGCCAGAUUUAGGUCUUUCGCGAGAAGAUAGAAGUAUGUUGUCAGAGAAAGUAAAUAUAGUGUUUCACGCCGCGGCCACUGUGAGAUUCAACGAGCCAUUACACGUGGCUGUUAAUGUGAAUACGAAAGGUACAGAUCGUAUCAUCGAACUUUGGAACGAACUAAAGCAUCCAAUUAGCUUCGUCCACGUCAGCACAGCUUUUAGUAAUGCUAAUCUACAUGAGAUUGGGGAAAAAGUUUAUACUACGAGCUUGAAACCUUCGGAGGUGAUCGAUAUAUGUGACCAAUUCGACAAAAAUUCGAUAAACCUAAUGGAAAAGGGGAUUUUAAAAACUUAUCCAAAUACAUACGCAUUUAGUAAGAAUUUAGCAGAGCAGAUUGUAGCAAGCAAGUGCAAAGAUCUGCCAGUUGCGAUAGUACGGCCAAGCAUAGUUGGUGCCUCUUUGCAAGAACCAUGUCCUGGUUGGAUAGAGAAUAUUUCUGCAUUAACAAGUACCAUUGUGCUAAUCGGCAGAGGAUGUGCAACAGCGAUACGAGGUAUAAGAGAGGCAAGAUUGGAUGUAGUGCCUGUCGAUUUCGUAGUCGACAUGAUAAUAUGUACAGCAUGGCAUGUCACGCUACAUCGUGAUCGUGAAGUUAAAGUAUACAACUGCACGAGUAACGCAUGCCCUUUUAAGUGGGGUCCGAUGAUAGAUGCUAUAGUAAAAUGUAGCAUAGAAAUGCCAAUAAACGAUACGCUAUGGUACCCAGGAUGUUCAGUUGUAGCUAAUAGGUAUAUUUACCACGUUCUGUGUGUAAUUCCGCGUAUUUUGCCUGCGGUCGUCAUAGAUAUCUUUUUAAGACUUCGAGGUAGUAAACCAAUAAUGAUGAAACUUUUAAAAAAUUGCAACAAGCUGUUCACAUCGGUAAAAUAUUUCACCACGCACGAAUGGACUUUCCAAAGGGAUAACUGUUCUGACUUAGUGAGAAAAGUGAAAAUGUUGAACGACGGCGAUAUGGUCAAACUAGAUUUACGGGCUAUGAAUUGGGAGAAGUAUGUUGCAAUUUACCAAAUGGGAGUUAGGAAAUUUAUUCUGAAACAAGAGUUUAAGUCAGCAGCCCGACAACGGUUAUCAAGGUUGUACUGGAUACACCAGAUCACUAAAAUGUCCGGUAUAAUGAUCUUACUAUGGAUAGUAUACCGUAUCGUGUACUGACUAUUCGAACCUUAUUUUUUCUGUUUAAACCAAAGGAAUAUAAAUACAAUCUUAUGAAGAAG
Messenger RNA from Bombus huntii, 1599 nucleotides. RefSeq names its product putative fatty acyl-CoA reductase CG5065. Lineage: Eukaryota; Metazoa; Arthropoda; Insecta; Hymenoptera; Apidae. Gene Ontology annotation, biological process: long-chain fatty-acyl-CoA metabolic process. The transcript has 7 exons. Gene Ontology annotation, cellular component: peroxisome. Bases 23 to 1537 code for a protein of 504 amino acids. Gene Ontology annotation, molecular function: alcohol-forming very long-chain fatty acyl-CoA reductase (NADP+) activity. The record is from RefSeq and is a predicted model, not a curated record.